This is a messenger RNA of Pipistrellus nathusii (Nathusius's pipistrelle), 1335 nucleotides long. Lineage: Eukaryota; Metazoa; Chordata; Mammalia; Chiroptera; Vespertilionidae. The record is from the annotation of a GenBank genome assembly.
AUGGGUCUGUGCUACAGCCUGCGGCCGCUGCUCUUCGGGGGCCCGGAGGCCGGCCCGCCCGGCCCGGCCCCGGCCCCAGCCCCAGCAUCGGUCCCGGCCCCAGCAUCGGUCCCGGCCCCGGCCCGGACCCCGCCCCCUCCGAGCGCCAGCGGGGGCCCAGGGUGCGCGCUCCCCAAGGCCGCCCCGAAGAAGGAGUGGCGGCGGCGCCCGGACCCGCAGCGCGCCGAGGAGCGCGAAGCCGAGCGGGAGGCGAGGAAAGUCAGCAGGAGCAUCGACCGCAUGCUCCGCGAGCAGAAGCGCGACCUGCAGCAGACGCACCGGCUGCUGCUGCUGGGGGCUGGUGAGUCUGGGAAAAGCACGAUCGUCAAGCAGAUGCGGAUCCUGCACGUCAAUGGAUUUAACCCCGAGGAGAAGAAGCAGAAAAUCCUGGACAUCCGGAAAAACGUUAAAGAUGCUAUUGUGACAAUCAUCUCAGCGAUGAGUACCAUAAUACCUCCAGUUCCACUGGCCAACCCAGAAAAUCAAUUUCGAUCAGACUACAUCAAGAGUAUAGCCCCUAUCACCGACUUCGAAUAUUCCCAGGAGUUCUUCGAUCACGUGAAGAAGCUUUGGGAUGAUGAAGGCGUGAAGGCGUGCUUCGAGAGGUCAAACGAAUACCAGCUGAUCGACUGCGCACAAUACUUCCUGGAGAGAAUCGACAGCGUCAGCCUGGUGGACUACACCCCCACGGACCAGGACCUUCUCAGAUGCAGAGUUCUGACAUCAGGGAUUUUUGAGACACGAUUCCAAGUGGACAAAGUAAACUUCCACAUGUUUGAUGUCGGUGGCCAGAGGGACGAGAGAAGAAAGUGGAUCCAGUGCUUUAACGACGUCACCGCCAUCAUUUACGUGGCAGCCUGCAGCAGCUACAACAUGGUGAUCCGGGAAGAUAACAACACCAACCGGCUGAGAGAGUCCCUGGACCUUUUCGAAAGCAUCUGGAACAACAGGUGGCUGCGGACCAUUUCCAUCAUCUUGUUCUUGAACAAACAAGAUAUGCUGGCGGAGAAAGUCUUGGCGGGGAAGUCAAAAAUUGAGGAUUAUUUCCCAGAGUAUGCAAACUAUACUGUCCCUGAAGAUGCGACACCAGAUGCAGGAGAAGAUCCCAAAGUUACAAGAGCCAAGUUCUUCAUACGGGAUCUGUUUCUGAGGAUCAGCACGGCCACCGGGGACGGCAAGCACUACUGCUACCCGCACUUCACCUGCGCCGUGGACACGGAGAACAUCCGCAGGGUCUUCAACGACUGCCGCGACAUCAUCCAGCGGAUGCACCUCAAGCAGUACGAACUCUUGUGA